Cheilinus undulatus (humphead wrasse) is the source of this 4083-nucleotide messenger RNA. RefSeq names its product RUNX family transcription factor 2b (gene runx2b). Gene Ontology annotation, cellular component: nucleus. The record is from RefSeq and is a predicted model, not a curated record. NCBI's taxonomy places the organism in Eukaryota, Metazoa, Chordata, Actinopteri, Labriformes, Labridae. The transcript is spliced from 7 exons. Gene Ontology annotation, biological process: neuron differentiation; regulation of transcription by RNA polymerase II; regulation of cell differentiation. Bases 222 to 1493 code for a protein of 423 amino acids. Gene Ontology annotation, molecular function: ATP binding; RNA polymerase II cis-regulatory region sequence-specific DNA binding; DNA-binding transcription factor activity, RNA polymerase II-specific.
CUCCCUUCUCGGCUGUGUGAUCGCUCUUCAGACGCGCUUAUUGUCAGGACGUAGCGGUAACACAAGGCGAGACGAGGCUGACGGGGCUGAUGGUGUUACUGACUGGACAUGAGCAGAGUUAGGAGCGCGCGGAGGGUCCAGGGGAGCGGGAACAUGUGGAUCCCAGCGCCAGUCGGAGGUUCAGUCCGCCGUCCAACAGCCUCCAGCCGGUCCCAGGGAAGAUGAACGAUGUGAGCUCUCCAGCCGGGCAGCCGGACGCAGCGGCGGCGGUGCCAAGACUGCGUCCCCACGAAAACCGCAGCAUGGCCGAGAUCAUCGCGGACCACCCGGCCGAGUUGGUCCGCACCGACAGCCCCAACUUUCUGUGCUCGGUGCUGCCGUCACACUGGCGCUGCAACAAGACGCUGCCUGUCGCCUUUAAGGUGGUCGCACUGGGAGACAUACCUGAUGGCACCGUCGUCACGGUGAUGGCGGGCAACGAUGAGAACUACUCGGCCGAGCUGCGGAACGCUUCAGGUGUGAUGAAGAACCAGGUAGCACGUUUCAACGACCUUCGCUUCGUGGGCCGCAGUGGCAGAGGCAAGAGCUUCACGCUGACAAUCACAGUAUUCACCAACCCACCACAAGUGGCCACUUACCACCGAGCCAUAAAGGUCACCGUGGACGGACCGCGUGAGCCCAGGAGACAUCGUCAGAAACUCGAAGACCCUCCAAAAACAGGUCUGUUCUCAGAUCGUCUCAGUGAGCUCGAGAGGAUGAGGGUGAGGGUGACGGUUCCAACUCAGGGACCCCGGCCGACUCUCAACACAGCAGCCAACUCCUUCAAUCCGCAGGGACAGACGCAGAUAACGGACCCUCGUCAGUCCCAGUCCUCUCCUCCCUGGUCGUAUGAACAGACGUACCCGUCCUACCUGAGUCCCAUGGCGUCCCCCUCAGUCCACUCCACCACCCCCCUCUCCUCCAGCCGAGGCACGGGCCUGCCUGCCAUCAGUGACGUGCCUCGUCGAUUGCCAGGUUCGUCUGACCUGAGCCCGUUCCCUGGUCAGUUUGAGCGCCAAUUCCCUGGCCUCUCCUCCCUCACAGAGACUCGCUUCUCCGGCCCUCGCAUGCACUACCCGGCCACCUUCACCUACUCCCCGCCUGUCACCUCCGCCAUGUCUCUCGGGAGCGCCCACUACCACACCUACCUGCCCCCUCCUUACCCGGGCUCCACCCAGAGUCAGAGUGGACCCUUCCAGACCAGCAGCACACCUUAUCUCUACUACGGCGCCUCGUCUGGCUCCUACCAGUUCUCCAUGGUUCCUGGCGGGGACCGCUCGCCCUCCAGGAUGAUCCCGCCUUGCACUAGCGCCUCCACGGGCACCUCGCUGGUGAACCCCAACCUGCCCAGCCAGACAGAGGGAGGGGUGGAUGGAGACGGGAGCCACAGUAACUCCCCGACUGUUCUUAACCCUGGAGGCCGCAUGGAUGAAGCUGUCUGGAGGCCAUAUUGAAGAAAAUGAACGGGGCGGAGACUGGAAGUCAACUGAUGUCAUGGUUUGAAAGCACAAGACCUUUUUUUAAAAAGUAAAGGGGAUUUUUGAGCUCUCAUCAGCUAUCUCUGCCUUUUGUUGGAAAUUAAGGCAGAGAUGAUAAAAAAAAAAAAGACAGGACUCGUAUGGGCUUGUCUUCCUGGAAUGUGUUUUGACCACGGCACUACAAAGGGAGCGAUUUCUCACAGCAAUAAUGAGAGACGUUUUAACAAGGCUGCUGUGGAUGAGACAUUAUCUCCUUUUAUUCUAAUCCACAGGCUAAGGGAUGCUUCAAUCAUCUUUGUAAAAGACUGCCUCUUUUGUAUAGUGUUUGUAUUUCAAUAAGGCUUUUUGCAGAGCAUGUUUUUGUACUACGACAAUAUCAAGAUGCAAGUUAGGCACUGAGUAGCAAGUGAGGAGAGUAACAAAUGUUACCAUGAGUGGUAUGGACAGUAAAUUUGCUUUAAACCAAUUAAUUUAACUUGUAUAUUGUGGGUGAAACGUUGAUGUAGAUUGAGGCGUUUUUCUUCGUUUAACUUAUAAAGCCAUAAAUUAUGUAUUGUAUUUGAAACUUGAGUCAAAGAAGUGUAAUCUGAAUAUUUUUGAUGCAUCUAUAAGUUAAAAUGUUCUUGUUUUUGAUAGGUAAUUUAAGAGAGUGAGAGGUUUAAUUUUGUUGUUGUCGUACCCAAAGAUUUAAAUGGUUUUGAAUAUGAAAUGUAAUUUCCAAAGAGUAUUGCAACAUGUUUCUUCUGGUGUAACUUUCAGUUUAACUGCUCCGCACGUUAAGAGCUCAACAUCCUCGCUAGGCGUUGACACACAUUUGGCUGGGAAUGAAACCUUUGGUAUUUAUUGAGCAAUAACUCGUAUUGUGCCUCUUGGCAACAUACCAUAAAAGAGAGCUUCAUUGGGAGAAAAUAAUUAUCCGUCAGGGAAAAUCUGCUUGAUUUUUUCACUUCGUCUAGUCUGACAUGCACACAGAUACAUGUGUGUUUUCUCCUCCAAAUAAGUAAAGAGUCCAUUUAUGCACGAACUGACAUGCAGCCCAAAGAUGAUUAUGGCGGAGCCACGCCUGUUUGUGCUCUAAGCAUGCUUAAGAGCAGCAGGUCAGACUUUAGGGCUCACUUAUUUUAUAAUUUAUCAACUCCUCAGGCCGGGAAUAAUCCCUGGAUGAUCCUACAGAUUAGUUAAAUCUGAGUCUCUUCAUAUCCAGUCAGUCUGAAUGCUCUGUCAAGAUUAUAGGGGAAAACUGCCAAGUCUAGCUUCAUAUAGUGUGCAAAAGAUAGCUUUGAAAAAGUGUCUUUGUGUGAGGCACACACGGGUACUUUUGUUUGUUUCUCUUCAAUCUCUGAGAUUGAAAAGGAAAAAUCACAGUUAAAGACAGAACAGACUGUGACAUUCCUUCAGACGUUUAUUUAUUUUCCAUUUUUUGCCUUUUGUUGACUGGCUUUUCCAAAUAGAUUUGUAUCGUCUUCUUUUCAGUGUUACGCUCUAAAAUGGUUCUGUGGCACCAGUGUGGCGGGGAGGUCUGAUAUUUUGAUGUGAGAAGUGUCGGAGUAGAGGGAAAAAAGUGCAAAAAAGGGAGGUGAUUGGAUGCAGCUGCUGGCAGCAAAACUGGCAACCAAAAAAUAUGGGAGACUUGUGUAUGUUUGUUUCAUAAAGCACUUAUUUCUUGUUUUAUUUCUAGCAGCACUUGCGGCCGGCUGCCAGCAGGGCUAGUGGUUUUGGUCCUCAGUGUCGACAUAACGCCACUGAAGAAUGGAUAACACUUGGCCAAACAAGAAAUUUUCAUUGGAGUUGAAUCUGAUCUCACAAGGCAGUUGGUAUUUGUUUGAAAAAAGUCAUUUUUGGUACAAUAUGAUCUCCAGUGCAUGUAGGUAAUAUAAUAACUCAAUUUGAAAAAGCUGAGAAAAACACAGUCCUGUCCAAGGAUCAGACUUCAGGCUUUUCAUUGAAGGUUUGCACGCAGUGCCUCUCUCUCUCUCCUCCUCGUGUCUGCAGAAGAUGUUCUGAUCCCGCUUAAUACAAGUGAACAUGUCGCACUACAUUUCCCCAUAAGCUUCGGCCCAAAGUAAAAAGUCUCUUUGCUCUUACAGAGAAACAAAAUAGAGCAAUAAAAGCUUUGAGAUUAUUGUCAUUUUAUAGCUGUUUUCCAAUUACAGAUUUAAUCCGUGCUCCACAGCAACUAUGCACAUCUGUUGGACUUUAUUUAAUCUGCUUCUUUGUCUACAACUUCUAAACAGGAAAUGGUCUUUGAAAACUGUUUACACAUCAACGCAGCACUGACAUCCCACUUUGUCCUCUCCUGCUUUUGUUUUUGUUGUUCUUUUUUUUUUCUCUCAAGAAAACAGGAGGUUCAACCUCCUCCUUUCUCUACUUUGUUGCGUCCAAACUGUCAACCAGAAAUGUUGUUUUAUUAUUUAAUGAUCCACAUGUAUCAUACCUGACCCUGCUCUUAUGUAAAGUUUACUUUUUAUGUCUAUUUUUAGUCUUCUUCUCUCAUGAAAUCUUGUCAGGAAGUUGAAUCUUAUGGAGAUUUUGCUGGUACGUUUCAUAAAAAUCAUGUUUUUUUUUA